AUGUCGACGCCAUACUGGGGCCAACUGCCCGGCCCAAAGGUCGCCCAGGCCGGCCACGCACGCCGCAGGUCUGAGUCGGACGACUAUACCUAUAAUGCUGACCGCAGAUCUUCUUUCGACGUUCCCCCAGUUCGCAGAUCAAAUCGUGCUUCUAUACAGACCCAGAACACCGAGGCUCCCUCCGAAUCUACCUUUAGUCCACACGACUCGCCCUCUGCAAGCUUUGCGCCUCAAGGACUAGCACCCAGACCGCCUUCCUACCGACAAGGACCUGGAGAGCCUUCCGACAGCAGAAGACCUCGCCGCCCAAGUCGUCAACAAGACGAAGAAGACGAAGACGGUGACUUGUCACCCAUUCUCCCAGCUGCCCCAGAGGUUCCUCGCGGUCCUCCUGUGAGCUAUCGGCACCCCUACGGCAACGGAGGUCUUCCUUAUACCUACACCGUAGCAGGCGCACCGGCACCGCCACAACCGUACGGCGGCGCGUCCCUGCAGCCUGACGACAUGGACAACGACGAUUACCAAAAGUCCUCUCAGAGGGCCCGAGAAUAUCAGCAAUCUGACCGAGCGCAAGCAGACCUCGCAAGGCGGGACUCAAGCGCCAGCGCAUACGACCAGAUAUCCAGGAGGGCAACCACUGGCGGUAGCUCAGGACGCUCCAAAAAGUACCUCGCAGACGACCGAUCGCCCCUCCAAAGGCUUGAGCUGACGCUCGACAGCAUCACCAAGGAGGAAAAACGCGCCCGAGUCGAAGCCGCCGAACGACGAGCUAGAGAAAGACAGGCAUUGAGGGCCGGAAAGCAGCCCGCCGUCCAGCAACCACGGACCCAUGAACGAAAACCGUCUGUAGCCUACGGUGAGAGGCGUCCCUCAGUGGCUGCGGCUCCAAUUGCUGUGGCGCAACGCCCGGCGCAUAGAGAGGUAUCCAGAGAAGUGCCAAGAGAGAUUCACAGAGAGGCACCUAGAGAAGCACCUAGAGACAUUCCCCGCGACGCCCCGAGAGACUAUUCUAGGGAAAUCCCACAAGAAGCCCCGAGGGAAGCACCCAGAGAGACGUACCGCGAGCCGCCUCCCGAAGUUCCCGUUCAGAAGGAGAGCUCGAGUCGUCAUCGAGGUCCUCUUACACAACACCCACCAGAGGAGGCGCAACAUUAUAGUUCCGGCGCACUACUGGAACCCGAGGAAGUUCACCCAGCACCUAGGCACACGAAAUUGGAUUCCGGUAUUCCUAAGCGCAACCUUAGCUUCCGAGAACGAGCUGCACGAGACCAUGUUCCUCUCCCAGAACCGGCGCAACCCUCCUCAAGUGGGGGAUUCUCUUUGACACGAAGCGGCAGCAACAAACUAAAGAAGCAGCCUCCAGCAGAUCACAGCUACCAUCGCAGGGUGGCAUCCGAAGCGCAUGCUGCUCCUGUAGUAGCCCCCGUCUCGAAACACCAACCCCCAACCCAUGAUGACGAAGAUGACUACUAUGAACCAGAAGACAUUGUCCCAGUGACCCGACAGCCCACUGGCCGGUAUAGGCGGGAUAAGGACCUCCCUCCUAACCCACCCGGGGCACGGAGGCCCUCUAUGGACGUCAGACCAGACCUUCAUCAUAUUCCCAUGCCUGGCGACGACCAGCGCAUCAGGAGACGUGUUACUGAACCCAUCUCAAGACCUGAGUAUGCGUCUGACGAGGAGUACGCUCCGCCGCCUACUCGUAGCAAGACUGUUAGCAAGAAGGAGGUGGAUGAUGUUGCUCACGCCGAGAACCAGGCGGCUGCCCGCAGAAAACAUGAGAGGGCCGAUAGCGACUACUCAGACGACGAUUCGCAUUCUCACAAGAUCUCAAACAUGAUCUUCAAACCUCGUGAGGAGAUGGCCCCUGGUGAUGGUCUGUAUCUGCCACCUCAAUGGCUCGAUGAGUGGAAGAAGGGCACCGUCGGCAGUCUUGCUGGGCCGCUCCUGGAAAUCAAGGAUGUCGCCCAUGUUUCUGAGCCAGAUGUGAACAAGGCCUGGUGGGAGCAGGAUAACCGGACUAAGGGUCACGGUUACGCUGCUCGACCACGAAAGGCCGAGGCCUUUGACGGUGAAUAUGACGAGAAUGCUCCUACUCGAUUCAAGCCCCCGUUGUUCCUCAAGUGUGGACCGCUGUUGAGAUACUGCGGCAUUCGACGGGAAAAGACCCCCAACAGGUCCCAGAGGGGCGGCCCCCUCUCAGAACGAGAGAUGUGGCGAGGCAGUGUCAUGAUUGUCACAGAAGAUGCCGAUUCUUCUUACGAGAUUGCGCCUACGCUUCGACUCUUUGUCCAGGACAUUGAGCUGCUGCCCCCUCCGCCUCAUCGUGUCAAGGGUGAUCUGUCCCCUGAAUACGUCGAUCCCAUUGCUGGCCACCCCAAGGUGGGUCGUAGAGGAGAAACCCUCUACGUGCGCCCCGUGGAGCAUCUCGAGGAAGCAAAGGAUCUGUCUCGUGACGAGACUGAUGAGGGUCUCUUCGAGCAGAGCCGUAGCCCCCCUGACGUGCUUCCUCCUGAUGGCGCCAAGGAUCUUCCUGGAUCUUUUGCUAGCCGGAGAAAGCGCGUGGGUGUCGACGGCGAGAAGGUUCAAAAGUACAAGGACGUCAGAGGAUUCCGACUUCAUGCUGAACGGGGAUACACCUUUUGGCGGUUCAAUAUUGAGGUUGAGCUGCGCGAGAAGCAGCAGCGAAUCGCUUACCGCAUCAACCGUGGACCUGCCACUGGCUUCUGGGUCCCUGCAGCGGGAGAGACCAUGAACAUGAUGUUCUACAGCUGCAACGGCUUUAGUCUCAGUGUGAAGCCUGAUGAGCUGAGCGGUCCUGACCCUAUGUGGCGCGACGUGCUGAACAACCACCAGACGCGGCCCUUCCAUCUCAUGAUUGGCGGUGGUGACCAGAUCUACAACGAUUGCGUCGCCGACGAAUGUGAACUUUUCAAGGAGUGGCUCAGCGUCAAGAACCCAGUUCACAAGCACACCACUGCCUUCACGCCCGAGAUGCAAGAUGAGAUGGAGAAGUUCUACCUGGAGCGUUACUCCAUGUGGUUCUCCCAGGGACUGUUUGGCCUGGCCAACUCGCAGAUCCCAAUGGUCAACAUGUACGACGAUCACGACAUCUUUGAUGGAUAUGGCUCCUACCCUCAUCAUGACAUGAAGUCACCCGUCUUCAGUGGUCUGGGAGCUGUUGCUUUCAAGUACUACAUGCUGUUCCAGCACCAGUCCAUCAUGGAUGAGACAGAGAGCUCUGAGCCGAGCUGGAUCGUUGGUUCUGAGCCUGGUCCGUUUAUUGGCGAGCUCGGCCGCAGUCUGUUCAUGUCUGUGGGCUCGAGAGUGGCUCUGCUGGCUGUGGACUGCCGCAUGGAAAGGACAGAACACGACGUUAUCUCAGAUCAGACAUGGGAGAAGAUCAUGAAUCGCCUCUAUGCCGAAGUGCGACGUGGACAGGUUGAGCAUUUGCUGGUACUCCUGGGCAUUCCCAUUGCGUACCCCAGAUUGGUCUGGCUCGAGAACAUUUUGACCUCGAGGCUUAUGGACCCUGUCAAGGCCCUUGGACGGACUGGCAUGUUUGGAAAGGCUCUGAACAACAUUGACGGAGGAGUCGAGGUUUUGGAUGACCUGAACGACCACUGGACCGCCAAGAACCACAAGCAGGAGCGAAGCGUUGUUAUCGAAGACUUGCAAGAUCUCGCCAUCGACAAGUCGCUCCGAGUCACCAUUCUGAGCGGCGACGUCCAUCUUGCAGCUGUCGGACAGUUCUACUCCAACCCCAAGCUGGGGCUUGCCAAGCACAAGGACCCUCGAUACAUGCCCAACAUCAUCUCCUCGGCUAUUGCCAACACACCGCCGCCUGACAUGCUGGCCGAUGUGCUGAACAAGAGGAACAAGGUGCACCAUUUCGACAAGCAGACCGAUGAGGAUAUGAUUCCCAUCUUCCAGCAAGGAGUGGACGGAAAGCCAAGGAACAACAAGCACCUCCUCCCCCACCGAAACUGGUGUUCGAUUCGCGAAUGGGCGCCAGGAAGCACACCACCUCCGACACCGCCUCUAUCGCCUGAGAGAACCCCGAGCCCCCCACCAGCCAAGCCCCAGGGAGGCGGUCUGUUCCGGAGACUGUCCUUGUCCAGGAGCAAGUCCACGGAUACACCACCGGAGGUAUCAAGAGAUUCGGUCCGCGGAUCCCGGCCUCCCGUUACGCGAGGAGGUGGUGGAGGCCUGUUCCGUAGUCUAUCACGCCGCAACUCAACCAACUCAGAGCGACCUCCCAAGGCCAAGCUCACAAGGUCUAUGUCAGUUGGCGGUGCUCCAGCCGAACCCAAGAAGGCAGGCUUCUUUAGCUUUGGUCGACGGCCUAGUCAGCGUCGCGCUGCUGAUGAUGGCGGUAUUAAUGGCACUUGGGGAGACGAUGAUAGAUACGACGACGACGAGCAGUAUUGGGAUGAGCCCCAAUCGCCUCAACGACAGCGUCCUUCGGGUAUCCGAGGUGGAGCGGCCUAUGACGAGUAUUCGGACGGAGACGACUCUUACUUCAUGGCUCAGCCUCGCCGCACGCAAACCAUUGGAUCGAGGGCCAUGUCACACUCCCGCAACGAUGUGAGCGCCUUGCCUCCAACCCGUCCUUUCUACAGGACGCCAACAGGCCUCUCUACAAAGCAGAUGAAGGAGGCAGAUAAGUAUGCCGUUGACCUUGAGGGUGGCUUGGAUAUUUGCCUGAAUGUCGAGAUCAACCCCAAGGACCCGGCGGGCAUCACCAAGACAUACCGACUGCUGGUGCCGAAGCUAUUUUACGACUAUAACGCCGAUGAUGAUGAUGAAGGAGGACAAGCCGCAGAGCCAGAGCCGGAGCCAGAAGCGGAGCCGGCGCCGGCGCCAGCACAGCCAAGCGGUUUCAAGAGGCUGUUGAGUUUCCGGAAGAAGGAGAAGAAGGAGCCUCCUCCUCCACCGGAAGAAGAUGACUAUAGUGAUGAGGGUGAUGACUAUGACGACGACUAUCGCCGAAGGUAG
Molecule: messenger RNA, 4998 nt
Organism: Fusarium vanettenii 77-13-4
Lineage: Eukaryota; Fungi; Ascomycota; Sordariomycetes; Hypocreales; Nectriaceae
Exons: 3
Coding region: 1-4998 (1665 amino acids)
Cellular component (GO): membrane
Source: RefSeq, a predicted model, not a curated record